CGAAAACUUCACGUUUUCAAGGGGCACAUAAAUGUGGGUACCUUUAGAGCGUCGCGACGCAUUGUCCGACGUCGCCGUGACACCGACCCAACGAUCCACGAGUUUCCAAAAACGCGAUCGUGAAGUUUGCAAUAGAUUUUUUUUAGUGAAUUUUAGUUUUGGAUUUUUUUUUUCGGUAGGAUUUUUUGAUAACUUUUUUUGUAUAUUUUUUUUUUUUUUUGGAAAAUAUUUACCUACGUGAUUAUUAACUGAUCGGAUAUAGGUAGUUUCUUUGUUCGUUUCAAAGCAAUAUUAAUUUAAAUGCAUAAACUGUACAGUUAUGACAGCUAACAGCGCUGAGCCUGAGGACAAUCAUGAAUUUCAGUUUGUGCACCAGCUGGUUUUGCACCAAAACCGAACAAGAAAAACCAGCGAAUAAUCACAGUGCGGCCAACAACGAGUACCAAGCAGUCGUGACCACCGGACCUGGUCCUAGUCCUGUUAGUUCUGGUUCGUGCGAUGACGUAAUGCCACCCUCAAAGAACUGUUUCAGAUUGAUAAUGUUAGGUUCUGCAAGAACAGGCAAAACCUGUCUAGUUUCAAGAUUCCUAGGAGGCAAGUUUCACGAAAAUUAUACACCGACAAUCGAAGAUUUUCAUCGGAAGCUCUAUAGAAUACGCGGAGAAAUUUAUCAAUUGGACAUUUUGGACACGUCCGGAAAUCACCCGUUUCCCGCCAUGAGACGAUUGUCGUUUUUAACAGGUGACCUGUUUGUAAUAGUCUUCAGCAUGGACAGUCGAGAGACCUUCGAGGAGGCAAUUAGGCUACGAGAGCAAAUAAUAGAGACUAAAGUCAAUGCGGGGGCUGCGGGAAGUAGUGGAGGCUUGACAAGGAAAAAGGUCCAGCCUAGGAUACCGAUGAUAUUUGCUGGCAAUAAAAGCGAUAAAGAGAUGAAAACAGUGACUCCUGAUGAGGUCCAGGCUUAUUGCGAUACUCAAGAUUCGUGUUGCACUUUUGUGGAAACUUCGGCAAAAAAGAAUUUUCAAGUGGACGAGGUGUUUUAUCAGCUUUUCGCUGUUGCUAAUUUGCCAGGAGAAAUGGCCCCUAACCAUCAUAAGAGGAUCAGCGCCAGCUUCGGGGCACCGUGUCCACUGCCGCCGCCCAAUCCCUCUCACCUGUCCAAGAAGUACCAUCUGUCAGUGAAACGUCGUUUGAGCGAUGCGUGCGGGGUGGUAGCGCCAAACGUACGAAGACCAAGCAUAAGAACUGAUUUGAUGAUAAUGAGAACUAAAACCUACAAUUGUGGCGAAGGGGGUAGUGCGCACAGUUCGCCCCUAAAUUGGCGGAGAAACAAUAGCGGCAAUAAUGGUUCGUGUGUGUUGCAGUGAAUUCUCGUUAAAUUUAAUUGUUAAAUGUUUUGGAUGUUGUUAGCUUUAAAUGCGUUGGUGUAAACGUACCUUCGUACCUACCAGCACAUUUUUAUUGAAGUGUCUAAAUCAUACUCAUACGUACGUUUACACUGUUAAUUUAAAACGAAAGCUGACUUUUGUCUUUAGAUGUUAAGAAAGCCUAUUUAUAUAAUAUUAUAUGAAUGUUAUUAUCGCGACCAAUCAAAUUUUAAAUAAUAAUAAUUAUUUUCUUCAUUAUUUCAUGGCUUUAAUAUGAGUUUUAAAAAAUAUGUACAUAUCCUCUAAAAAUAAAAUUGAUUUUUUAUAGAGAUGGGUUUUUUAUAUAAAAUUUUUACAAAAUGGGGCAAUAAUAAUUUAAUAUGUAUUUAUUAAUUAAUUUUUUGAUAUUUUUAUUGUUAUAAAAAUAAUGUUUUAGAUGAUAAGCUGCCGAGAAUUUAAUUCAAAAUCAAUUAUUGUUGACCAUCUUUUAAGUAGAAUAUAGAAAUUGUUUCGACAGAAAAAUGUGACGAUUGUAACCUUUUUUCAAAUCCAACUCUAUAACCCAACCAUAUAUCAUAUCUAUAAUAAACCCCUUAAAAAAUGGAUUAUCUACCGCACAAAGGUUUACGUCACAUACCUAUUCCAUAUUUACUGUACUUCACUAUUCAUAGAAACAAUACAAUUUAAAUGUAAAUGUGAAUCGUGAUUGGAAUCAAACAGAAAAAAAAUCUACUGAUUGCACAAUAAAAAAUAUAUUUGUAUCCCGAAAAAGGAAA
Molecule: messenger RNA, 2143 nt
Organism: Ceutorhynchus assimilis (cabbage seed weevil)
Lineage: Eukaryota; Metazoa; Arthropoda; Insecta; Coleoptera; Curculionidae
Source: the annotation of a GenBank genome assembly